AGCCCCGCGUGCGCGUGCGGACGCCAGGCUGUGAGUGGUACCCUUUAGGAGGCUGGGCUCAUGGCUUCCUGGAGGAGCCCCAGGCUGCUGCUGGUAUGGAUGAUCUUCACACAUUCUGCUCUCCUGCAGCCUGCAGCAGAGAAGUCGCCUGGAGCCUACUUCCUUCCUGAGUUUGCACUGUCCCCACAGGGAAGUUUCCUUGAAGACACAACAGGGGAGCAGUUCCUCACAUAUCGCUAUGAUGACCAGGCCUCAAGAAACACUCGCUCAGAGGAAGACAGAGAUGGUAACUGGGAUGCAUGGGGCGACUGGAGUGACUGUUCCCGGACCUGCGGGGGAGGUGCUUCCUAUUCUCUGCGGAGAUGCCUGACAGGAAGGUCAGUGGUAGCCCAGCUAGCUGCUAUGAGGGAUUGUCCUCCAGAGGCAGAAGACUUCAGAGCCCAGCAGUGCUCAGCCUACAACGAUGUCCAGUAUCAAGGGCGUUAUUAUGAGUGGCUUCCACAGUACAAUGAUCCCACCGCCCCGUGUGCACUCAAGUGCCAUGCACGAGGGCAGAACUUGGUAGUGGAGCUGGCACCCAAAGUGCUAGAUGGAACUCGCUGCAAUGCCGACUCCCUGGACAUGUGUAUCAGUGGCGUCUGCCAGGCGGUGGGCUGUGACCGGCAGCUGGGCAGCGUCGCCAAGGAGGACAGCUGUGGAGUCUGUGCCGGCGACGGCUCCACCUGCAGGCUUGUCCGGGGACAGUCGAAGUCGCACGUUUCUCCGGAAAAACAAGAAGAAAAUGUGAUUGCCGUUCCUCUGGGAAGUCGAAGUGUGAGAAUCACAGUGAAAGGCCCUGCUCAUCUCUUUAUUGAAUCAAAAACACUUCAAGGAAGCAAAGGAGAACACAGCUUUAACAGCCCUGGAGUCUUUGUUGUGGAAAACACAACAGUUGAAUUUCAGAAGGGCUCAGAGAGGCAGACCUUUAAGAUCUCAGGACCACUGCAGGCUGACUUCAUCUUCAAGACCAGGUACACGGUGGCCAAAGACAGCGUGGUCCAGUUCUUCUUUUACCAGCCCAUCAGUCACCAGUGGAGACAAACUGACUUCUUUCCCUGCACUGUGACAUGUGGAGGAGGUUACCAGCUUAAUUCUGCUGAAUGUAUGGAUAUCCGCUUGAAGAGGGUAGUUCCUGACCAUUAUUGUCACUACUACCCUGAAAAUGUAAAACCUAAGCCCAAACUGAAGGAAUGUGGCAUGGACCCCUGCCCUUCAAGUGAUGGAUUUAAAGAGAUUAUGCCUUAUGAUCACUUCCAACCUCUGCCUCGCUGGGAACAUAACCCGUGGACUGCAUGUUCUGUGUCGUGUGGAGGAGGGAUUCAGAGGCGGAGCUUCGUGUGUGUGGAGGAGUCCAUGCAUGCGGAGAUCCUGCAGGUGGCGGAAUGGAAGUGCAUGUAUGCACCCAAGCCCAAGGUCAUGCAAACUUGCAAUCUCUUCGAUUGUCCCAAGUGGGUCGCCAUGGAGUGGUCUCAGUGCACAGUGACCUGUGGCAGGGGGUUACGGUACCGUGUUGUCCUGUGCAUCAACCACCUGGGGGAGCAUGUCGGGGGCUGCAAUCCACAGCUGAAGCUGCACAUCAAGGAGGAAUGUGUCAUUCCCACCCCCUGUUACAAACCGAAAGAAAAAAGUCCAGUGGAAGCUAAAUUACCUUGGCUGAAACAAGCCCAAGAACUAGAAGAGACCAGAAUAGCAACAGAAGAACCAACGUUCAUUCCUGAGCCCUGGUCAGCCUGCAGCUCCAGCUGUGGCCCGGGUGUGCAGGUGCGUGCCCUGAGGUGCCGUGUGCUCCUGGCCUUCUCGCGCACAGAGGCUGAGCUCCCUGAGGACGAGUGUGAGGGUCCCCGGCCACCCACUGAGCGGCCCUGCCAGCGCCAGGCCUGUCCCAGGAGCCCUGCGUCCAGAGAGCCUGACGGCCAUGCCCCCCAGGAGGACAGCGUGGGGACCUUCACCUGGGAGUAUGCCGGCUUCACCCCAUGCACGGCCACCUGCCUGGGAGGGCAUCAGGAAGCCAUAGCUGUGUGCCUACACAUCCAGACCCAACAGACAGUCAACGACAGCUUGUGCGACGCAAUGCACCGGCCCCCAGCAAUGAGCCAGGCCUGUAACACAGAGCCCUGCCCACCCAGGUGGCACGUGGGAACCUGGGGCCCCUGCUCGGCUUCCUGUGGGGUUGGCAUCCAGACCCGGGAGGUACACUGCCUGCACCCAGAGGAAUCCCCCGCCCCUCCAGAGAAAUGUGGAGAUGGAAAGCCCCAUGCCUUACAGGCAUGCAACCAGUUCGACUGCCCUCCUGCCUGGCACAUUGAAGAGUGGCAGCAGUGUACCAGGACAUGUGGUGGGGGUACUCAGAACCGAAGAGUCACCUGUCGGCAGCUGUUAACAGAUGGCAGCUUUUUGAAUCUCUCUGAUGAACUGUGCCAAGGACCCCGGGCCUCGACUCACAAGUCCUGUGCCAGGAUGGACUGUCCUCCACACUUGGUGGCAGGAGACUGGUCCAAGUGCUCGGUCAGCUGUGGCAUCGGGCUUCAGAGAAGGAAGCAGGUGUGUCAGCGGCUGACAGCCAAAGGCCGGCGCAUCACCCUCAGCGAGGCGAUGUGCAGGGGCCUCCCUGCGCUGCCCCUCAUCAGACCCUGCCAGGCUCCCAUGUGCGGUGAAGUGAAAGUAGAGGCAAAGACAAAAGUUGCUGAGCCAGGGCCUCACAUUCUCAGUGUGCAGAGAGUCUACAUUCAGACCAGGGUGGAGAAGCGGAUCAACCUGACCAUCGGUAGCAGAGCCUACUUGCUGCCCAACACCUCUGUGAUCAUUAAAUGCCCCGUGCGACGCUUCCAGAGAGCUCUGAUUCGGUGGGAGAAGGAUGGUCAGUGUCUGCAGAACUCCAAACGACUCAGUAUCACCAAGUCGGGUUCAUUGAAAAUCCACAACCUUGCAGCCCCUGACAUUGGUGUGUACCGGUGCAUUGCAGGCUCCGCCCAGGACACAGUUGUCCUCAAGCUCAUUGGCACAGACAACCGGCUUAUUGCACAUCCAGCCCUCAGACAGCAUGGGAAGGAGCAGCCCGGGCCUGACCACCCAGAGGCCAGUAGCUUGGGAGCUACUUGGCAUAAAAUGAGGCAGAUGUGGGGCAACAAAAAUGAGCUGCACCUGCCUGAUGGUCAAAUUACUAACCAGUCUUUCUUAAGAGCUUUGUUUGGCCAUUGCAGCAAUCCCGCAGGCAACACCAACUCCUGGGAGUUUAAAAACAAGCAGUUUGAAGCUGCUGUCAAGCAGGGAGCUUACAGUAUGGAAACAGUCCAGUUUGAGGAGCUGAUGAGAAGCAUGAGCCAGCUCAUGGAGGCGGGGGAGGUGAGCGAAGACCUCGCCUCGCAGGUGAUUUAUCAGCUGGUGGUUGAGUUGGCACUGGCAAAGGUGCAGCCCACGCCCGCACAGUGGAGGGGUGUCCAGGAGGAGCCCCCACCCUCCACUCCACUCAGAGGCCAGACAGGGAGUGUACCUCAGAGCACAAGUGUGAAAGGUCCAGGCUGGCUGACAUUUAAGCCCAAAGGACCUGUUCUCAUGAGGCAAAGCCAACCCCCUUCAGUUUCAUUCAAUAAAACAAUCAAUCUAAGGAUUGGAAACACCGUGUACAUUACAAAAAGGACAGAGGUCAUUGACAUCCUCUGUGACCUUGUUACCCCCAGCGAGGUCACAUACACAUGGACCAAGGAUGGAGCACUGUUACAGCCUUCAGUAAAGAUAAGUUUGGAUGGAACUGGAAGGAUACAGAUAAGGAACCCAACAAAGAAAGAACAAGGAAUAUAUGAGUGUUCUGUAGCUAAUCAUCUCGGUUCAGAUGUGGAAAGUUCUUCUGUGCUAUAUGCAGAGGCACCUGUCAUCUUGUCUGUUGAAAGAAAUAUCACCAAACCAGAGCACAACCAUCUGUCUGUCGUGGUGGGAGGCAUUGUGGAGGCAGCCAUUGGAGCAAACGUGACAAUCCGGUGUCCUGUCAAAGGUGUCCCUCAGCCCACUGUAACUUGGAGGAAGAGAGGAAGAUCUCUGAGUGACAAUGUCUCCUUGCUCUUCAAUGGAUCCCUAUUGCUGCAGAAUGCUUCUCUUGAAAAUGAAGGCACCUACAUCUGCACAGGCACCAACGCCCUUGGCAAGGCAGCGGCAGCAUUCACACUGCAUUUGCUUGAACGAAGAUGGCCAGGCAGUAAACGUGCAUUUCCCAAGAAACAUAAAAAGCGUGUUCUCCUGGCAUCCAGCACCAGAACCAGCAGCAGCAGCAGUGCAAGCGGAGAAGCCCUGCCUCGAGAGCCUUUUUGGGAACCUGGUAACUGGACACAUUGUUCUGCCACCUGUGGCCACUUGGGAGUCCGCAUUCAGAGACCCUACUGUGUGACAGCUGCUGGGCAGGAAGUGAGUACAGCUCUCUGUGGUCACCUCCAGAAGCCAAGGGCCGGGUUCCAGCCCUGCAACAUCAGAGACUGCCCUGCAAGGUGGUUCACAAGUGUGUGGUCAGAGUGCUCUGUGUCUUGUGGGGAAGGGUUCCACAGUCGGCAAGUGACAUGCAAACAGACGAAAGCCAGCGGAACUGUGCAGGUGGUGUCACCAAGUGCAUGUGACCCUAGUGACCAGCCUCUGGGAAGAAAACCAUGCUCUGGUCAAGCAUGUGCUCAGUGGGUCACGGAACCAGGCAACCAGUGUCCUGGACACUGCUUGGGCCAUGUGGCGAAGAUACAGCAACAUCACACAGCGUGUGGACCCCGCAACAGCUCUGACUGCAAGGAGAGGAGACCUGCCCUCAAGAGGAACUGCACGUCCAGGGCCUGUGAGGUGUGCUGGCGCACGGGGCCCUGGCGGCCUUGCACAGCAGCCUGUGGCCGUGGCUUCCAGUCUCGGAAGGUAGACUGUGUCCACAUGCAGAGCUGCAAAGCUGUGGCUGACAGUCACUGCACUCCGAGAAAGAAGCCAACUUCCUGGCAGCACUGCCUUGGCCCUUCCUGUGAUAGGGACUGCACAGACACGACUCACUACUGUAUGUUCGUGAAGCAUCUUAACUUGUGUUCCCUGGACCUCCACAAACAAAGGUGCUGCCGCUCGUGCCAAGCGGGGAAACCUUUGGCAGGGUUGUGACGCUGCCCCAACGAGAAAGGAACAACACAGAAGGUCUCAUACCCAUGUCUCUGGUUGAAAAACACAUAUUUCCUGAAGACUGUUGAUUCUGUGAUUAAACCAAGUUGAUGCAAAACACCAUUUUUUCAGAUUUUGUAAAGUGAAAUUUUCCCAUAGCUGGUUUUUUAUUCAACUCUUAUAAAUGAUAUAUUCUGGGAUUAAUGAAAACACCACAGCACAUGAGCCAGCGUACUUGGGACUCUUCCUGUCCACUUGAUAGGGAAGUCAGCAAGAUCAUGAUUGCUUCAUCACAAAAUGGGACUCACAGCCUAGCACGCAGCAGUGUCUCCUGAAGAUUUGGGAAACACAGUGACUGCUGACUCUUCUCUGCAGCUACAGAGUUUCAACAAGUUCAUAAGGCAUUUACAAUUUUAAAGCUUGGGCCAGUAGUUGUUCGGAUGUUGUUGCUCAUGGCAUUUUCAUAGAUCCUUUAAUCUGUGAAAGUAAGAGUCUCUCUGGACAGGUGUAUGACACUGAUGGGUCCAAGGGACAGCAUCUGAUCCUUGCUCUUAGGGCACUCAUGGAAGGAAGCACAGUGGUUGUUGCUGCCACUUUCAUAAAUACCGAAAUCUAUUCAUAACCAAACCAGGCAUCUUGGAAAUCAGAGAAGAGGGACGUUCACCUUUUCUAUUGAUUUUGAAGUCUAUUGAAAGUCUUCUUCUAAGAGCUGUGAAUGAAACUUUUACUAAGCACUAUUCUCUUGCACAAAAUGGUAAUUCAGAUCCUUAUUAGACCUAAUUUAUGUAUGGAGUAGUCUUCCUGAGGAUUUUUAUUUUGGAAAGUUUAUAAGAAAGUAAUCUAAAUAAGAAAUGUGGUAGUUGAAAAAGAGAUGUUUAUAGUAAAUAACUCUUGAUUUGAGCUGAUUCUUCAAUAAAUCCAAAGUAAAUUUGGGUUGGAUAGAGGUGACACCUUGGGGACCAAGAGGUAGAGUUAGGGUUUGAGUUAGACCUUGGGGAAAAUUGGGGAUUAGUUUAAAUUUGAGAUUAGAAAUAAAACUGGGUUAGAUAAGAAAGGAAGUUAAGUUGAGGCGAAGGUUAGAGUUGGCUUUGAGGAUUAGGGUUCAGGUGAAGGCCAGGUUAGGACAGAGCUGGGUGGGUCUUGGGCUGGGGCCAAAGCUGGUGUUGGUCAUGGUGUCAGGGUGGAGGUGAGGUCUGGAGUGAACGUUGCUGCUGGUAUAGGUUCCAGCCAGCACCAAACCAUAAGCUCUAAAGCUGGUUUGGGUGUGAGGACCUUUUCCUGGUAUUCUAUGCAUUGUGGCUUUAGAAGGCCCAACCCCCGAGGAAGUGGUCACUUAUUCAUUCAGUGUCCCGGCUGCCUGUGCCCUGCUGCCUACUGUCUGCUGGCAGCCGUGUCCCUGAAGCAGACUGUACUGGACCUUGUUCCCCGUCACCAAGCACCCUGGCUUUUGAUCUGUCCACCGACUCACUCGUGCGUCUCUCUUGUGCUCUGAGCACCGCGUCUCUUCUGUCCUGACUGCAGCCUCACUGACACUGGGAUGAGCACUACUGUAUGUGGAGGGUUUGGUGACAGAGAACGGAUGUGGGAGUGGGGAGGACACCCCAGCCCAUGACUUGUUGAUUGCCAAUCACAUUUGAUUGUGAAUGGUUAUUAAAUUAAGAGAAAGAUCAUUUGUAAAAUACUCUUUGUAUAUAUUUAUUAUAUGACUUAAA
Messenger RNA from Octodon degus (degu), 6860 nucleotides. It is a transcript of the gene Adamtsl3, whose product is annotated as ADAMTS like 3. Gene Ontology annotation, biological process: extracellular matrix organization. The transcript has 29 exons. Gene Ontology annotation, cellular component: extracellular matrix. Lineage: Eukaryota; Metazoa; Chordata; Mammalia; Rodentia; Octodontidae. Gene Ontology annotation, molecular function: metalloendopeptidase activity. The record is from RefSeq and is a predicted model, not a curated record. The coding region runs from base 61 to 5151 and encodes 1696 amino acids.